CCUCCUUCUAUUCUUCCAUUGGGAUCUUUGACUUUCUUGGACAUGUCAGAAAAUCGAAUUCGGGAUGUUCACGAAGGUGUACACUUGCUCUCAAGUUUGCAGGAUCUUCACAUGGAAUAUAAUAACAUUUCAAUUAUUCCACCCAACCUUGGUCGACUGUAUCAAUUAAAAUGCCUUCAUCUGCAACACAACGAAAUUCAAGAUAUUAAAAAUUCCACGGGCACACUAACAAAUUUAACUGACUUGGAUAUGAGUCACAAUAAGCUGAUUAAAAUUGGGCCAGAUUUUCGAGGGAAUAAGAAUCUUACAAGAUUGAACAUUUCAAACAAUAGAAUAUUGCGGUUGCCUGCCGAAAUAGGAAUGCUAGAGCGAAACUUGACAAGUUUGUCCUUGUCCAAUAACAGGAUUCAAUCUUUGCCUUCUAAUAUAAGUAAGCUAAGCAACUUGACCAAACUUUGCAUCACAGCAAAUCACGUAGAGAAACUGCCCGAUGCGAUCGCGCACCUUACCUCGUUGUCACAUCUGGAGGCUGACAAUAACAAAGUUGUGACGUUCCCGAAAAAGCUUGGAAAUCUAGCAGGAAUGAAGGUUCUUUCCUUGAACCAUAAUUUUCUAGAUUCGUUACCCGCGGAUAUUUAUCACUUGACUAAAUUGCAGAUUCUCGACAUGUGCAAUUUUAUGUUGGACACUGUGCCAAAGGAAGUUUUCCAGAAGUUGAAUUUGGAGAAUCUUUACCUUUCCGGAAAUAUCCUGAACAACAUCGACAAGAAUAUAGGAAUGUUGGUCCAUUUGAAACAGAUAUUUUUAGUUCAUAACAGGCUGAAGGAUCUUCCAGCUUCGUUUGGAACCCUCGUUGAUUUGCAGCUUCUCAUGUUGGACCAUAACAGAUUCUCAAUUAUCCCACAAUGCAUUUUCAAACUCAAGAACUUGCUCAAGUUGACAAUUUCCUUCAAUGAUCUGAAGGGUGAACUCAGUCCAGAGGUCGGAUCUCUUCAGCUGCUGGAGAUUUUGUGGUUGAAUAACAAUUCUCUUGAUGUUCUGCCAGAUGACAUCGGCAAAUGCCAUAAUCUAAAGGAGAUGUGUCUAAAGCAUAACAGAUUGUAUCAUCUUCCAGAAACCAUGAUGUUUCUUAGUGGCCUGAGGUUGCUUGACGUAUCUUACAACGCUCUCUCUACUUUAUGUCUACCACAACAACUCGGAGCCUUGACUGCUGUGCAGGAACUCAUGCUUGAAGGAAACAUGAUAGAUGCCACCGAGAUUGACUCAAUACCAACUCCAAUUUUUCAAAUGUCGCACCUUGUCAGCUUAUUUCUAGCAGAUAAUCAGUUGAACGAGAUCCCAGAAAGUAUUUCACUUCUUACCAAUCUAGUAACGCUUGACAUAUCUCGAAAUUUUCUUCACUCCCUCCCCAGUGAGAUGAUCCACCUUUCGCUUGAGUUGACAAACCUGAAUCUGAGCGUGAACAAGAUCACUAGGAUUCCUCUAUCGAUACAGAACCUGACUAAUCUUCAAUCUUUGGAUUUGUCAAAGAAUGAUUUGACGCUGAUUCCUGCUGAAAUCUCGAGAUGUACGGCACUCACAAGUAUAGAGUUUGAGCAAAAUCAAAUACGAUUCUUGCCGAAGGCUAUUGGAGCUCUGAAGAAUUUGAGAACAUUGAAUCUCAAGAAGAACUCUCUCACUUCCUUGCCAUUAUCUUUGUCCGACAUACCGAAUCUGUCUAAUCUAGAGAUUGACCAUGUGCUGAACAUCAAUAAUCUUGCUUUGCGCAGCGUGCCUCAAGAAGUGGGAGAUUUGGUCACUUUGAAAAUCUUGAACAUUUCUAAUAAUCAAAUUGUUGAAAUUCCAGUAUUUUUCGCACAACUU
Guillardia theta CCMP2712 is the source of this 1863-nucleotide messenger RNA. RefSeq lists its product as hypothetical. The transcript has 6 exons. NCBI's taxonomy places the organism in Eukaryota, Cryptophyceae, Pyrenomonadales, Geminigeraceae. Gene Ontology annotation, molecular function: protein binding. The record is from RefSeq and is a predicted model, not a curated record. The annotation marks the transcript as partial.